Molecule: messenger RNA, 5802 nt
Organism: Cutaneotrichosporon oleaginosum
Lineage: Eukaryota; Fungi; Basidiomycota; Tremellomycetes; Trichosporonales; Trichosporonaceae
Source: RefSeq, a predicted model, not a curated record
AUGCUGGCCCAGUCCCCCGCCCCAAAGUACGCGCCUCACCCCGGCGAGCUCUCGGGCGAAACCUGGCCCAUGUCCAUGGCCGACAUGACAGAGGAGCUCCUCCGCACUCGCAACCGCAAUCGCCACAACUCGCUCAUCCACUCAAGUGCGUACGACAACCGUGCAGAGGCCGCAGCAGGUGCCGCAGCCCUUGUCGGCGCGACACACACGGGUCCUUCCCCCUACGCAGCUCCAGCCGCCCCAGCCGCGCCAUCGCCGUUAUCCGGGUCUGCCCAGCCGCUCGAGCGCGCGCCUCCCGCGCCAGCAAUGGCAUCGCCACCCCUUGCCGUCUCCGCGCAGCUGCAGCAGAACGGGUCCGUCGCUGGGCCGCAGCGCCGUUCUCAGCUUCCACCGCUCCGCCUGCCCGUCAGUCCCUUCCUCGCCGACGACUAUGUUCUGCCGAGCGUCGUCCUUACGCCCCCACCAGACGACCUAGAUGCACCCGUUACGCUAUACCCGCGAGCUUCCCCCGACGGCGACUACCCUCAGCGCGGCAUGUCCACCCCUAUACUGAAUGGCGCAGCGGUGCCGUCACCCCCCCGCUCAGCCUCCCUCCCAGCCAUCUCCAACGAAGCGGUGCAGCAGCGGGGUCCACAGCCGCCGGCAUCAGCCCAGGCUGGCCCGGCCUCUGUUAUGGGCUUCCAAAAGCCUACACCUCCCUUCGGGCGCAAGCACCGUUCAUCCGUUGCCGCUGUCGUCAUGCCCAAGAAGGCCGAACAGGUCAUAAACGAGAUGGAGCGCAAGAGCGGCGCACGUUUCGACGCCGAGUGGAACGAGCUCGUGGAGGAGCUACCGUCCCCGUCCCAGUCCCAGGCGAAUGACGCAAGGAACGCACCAGUGAACAACCAGCCCAAGACGGGCGCGCCUCUUCCAUUCCCCUCCCGCCCAGCGCCGCCCCCGCCAUCGCAACCAUUCCCUCCCACUCAGCAGUCGCGAUCACCACGGCAGCAACAGCGAUCCGUUUCCGCUCCGGGUGAGCCCUUGCGACCGGAGACACCGAAGACUCCCAAGUCGAAAAAGGGCAAGCUGCCCAAGGAGCCGUCUACCCCCACAGAGGCAUCGUCGAAGACGCCCAAGGCUCAGCGCCGCCGUUCCCUCUCUCUCUCAGCGCUCUUCUCGCGCAAGAAGAAGCCCAACUUUGACGAUCUUCCGCCCAUGCCAAUGCCCCCGACGCCCAAAACGCCCCAGCGUACAGAAGCUCCCCAGCUUCCAGACAUGCCAAAGUCGACCACUUCUGAGAAGCGCAAGACUCUUCUCAAGCGCGCCUCGUUCAAGGACCUGUUUGGCGGUAGCAACAGCGCCGAGCGCAAGGCUCUCCGCAAGACGCAGAGCAAGCCUGAGCUGCACACUGGCAACCGUCUCGUAACCGAGGACGCGCCCCCUGUGCCUGCCCUCCCCUCAACGGCGCCUGGUUUCACGGCUCCACGGGAGAACAAACAAGUGGUGCCUGAUGCGCUCGCGGCUCUCACCGCCAACUCAAACACCGCCCCCAGCGAGCCCGCCGUUGAAAUGGUGCCGGACCUCUUCGCUGCAUUCAACUCCAGCCAGACCAGUUUGCAGCAGCGUGGCGUCAGCGCUCAGCUCAAGGGCAUCAGCGCCCCGUCUAACCCGCGCCGCGCUGAGUCGCCGUUUGCCAACUUUGAGCACUCGACAGAGUUCGCUGCGAGUCAGCAGCGUCUACGUCAGGCCAAUGGCAGCCAGGUCAGCCUUACUGCCCCUGCGACUGAGGCCAAGCGUGCCCCCUCACCUUUGGCACACUCGCCGCAGAAGCCGGCCGAGAAGGAGGAGGACCCCAAGGCUCACCGGCGUUCGCGCUCCCUCUCAAAGCGUCUGUCCCUUAGCGCCCUCUUCUCGAAGAAGAAGAAGGACACCGACCCGGUCCCCGACAUGCCUACCCUGCCUUCAUCGUACCAGCGUGCGGUCCCGGCUCAGCAGCCACCCGCUCGUCAGCAGGCUUCAUCGCAGCCGGGCAGCAUUCCCAAGUCAGCCUCGGCGCAGGAGCUGCCCGCUGUCCGUGCCUUCUCCCCAAUGAUGAACGGCACCGGCGAGAAAGCUCGCCCUGUCAGCGCUAAGCCGCCUCCUCGUACUCCAACGACAGCUCGCGUUCCCGUGCCUCGCAUGGAGAACGGCGCCGAGGCCGUGAGCCCAGAGAAGCAGGUGCCAGCUCCUCCCUCCGAGCAGGAGGGCCCGUCCUCGACUGUUAAGAAGUACCCGGACCCGAACAUCUCCAAGCAAGCGCCUAUGCCUCCUGCCAUCGCCGCUGCUGCCGCCAAGCUUCGUGGAGAGUCUGCUCCUAUCAUCUCUGCUCCCGCUCACGUCGACGGCCCCAAGACCGACGAUAGCGCCACACUCCAAGCUCGCCGCGAGCAGUCUACCAUUCCCUCCUCUUCGGCCGAGUACCUCCGCCAGCAGCAGGACGCGAUCGCGUCGCACCAGCAUGCCCAACAGGCGCUGGUGCAGCAGUUCCGCUCUGCCUCCGAGCCAAUCAGCGCCGGCCCUCCCCGCUCGGCGUCGGAGCAGUCCUUCCAGCGCGCCGCCAACCCCUUCGCGGAACAGGCUCCGUCGGCUGAGGUUAUUCAGCAGGCUGCGGCGCUCGUGCGCAAGCCUGCGCCAAUGCAGGUUGUGCAGAGAGCCGAGGCCGAGUACCGCAAGGACAAGGAGCACGCUGAGAAGAUUGAGAAGCUUGACGAGAAGCCGCUUCCAGCCUCUUGGACGACCUUUGACAGCGAGCCGAAACCGCAUACCACUCAGCCGCUCAAGAUUACCAAGAAGAGCAGCCUCAGCGCUGGCUCCAGGGACAAGGAGACUGCGCCCCUCCGCAUCAACAAGGAGCAGCCGAUCUCGCCGCCCCUCCCCGCUGCUAUGGCUGGUGCUGCUGUCGCCGGCGCUGCAGUUGCUGUCGUCGUCACUCCCACUGACGCCUCCAAGCCUGGGUCUCCUGGCAAGCCAUCGUCGCCCCAGUACAAGGAGAACCCUUCGUUCUCGUUCCCGCCCAAGCCCAAGGCUGGUGCGCCGACGCUGUUCCAGCCUGCGCCCAAGAUCCGUCGCGUGUCGGUGCCGCCUCUCCAGCCCGAGUCGCUCAACUCGCCGCACUCAGCCAUCCCCGUGCCUAUCCAGGAGGCCGGCGGCCCGUUCUCUGACACGCCUGCCCAAGUGCAAAGCACUCUGGCUCCCAGCCCCGCCCUGGUGAAUGCUACGCUCGACGCCGAGCCUACCGCCGCACCGAUAAUCAAUAUUAUCACGGCUACUCCGGCGCACUCGCCCGCUCCGUCGCACGCGGGUGGCGAGUCUUGCGAUUCCACAGCCCACCGCGACGUCGUGUCGCCCGUGCCAAGCGAGACCUCGCGCGCUGUCGUUACCACAGCUGUGCGCACGUCCAUCGUCCAGACAACCCCUCCAGUCCUCACCUCAGCUGCCAACAUGGCAAUGUUCAACGACAACGACGAACGACCCCAGCCUGGCUCGCCCUCCGACUCAGAGUUCACUCUUCCGACCCUUGAGUCACACUCGCCCUUCGCGAGCGAGGAGGCGACUCCGACCGACGAGUCAUUCAAUCAGAGCACCACGCCCACCAAAUCGUCCGGCAUGCCUGCCGUUCUCGUUGCUGGUGCCUCUGCCUUGGCCGCCGCUGCCACUGCCGCUGUCUCUGCCGUCUCUGGCAAGUCCGAGUCCAAGGAGGCAGAGGUCCCCCCCGUCAAGGAGGCCCAGAAGACUGAGGAGCUCAUGGACCCUGUUGAGCCAAAGACACCUGACUCUGUCGUAGAGACCGCAUCCGUCGACCACGGCCUUGCAUACCUCGACAGCAGCUCGGUUGACACUCACGAGUCUGUUCAGACGCCCGGCGUGCAGCCCAACGCAGGCUUCCUUUCACUGCGCCCUGUGACCGACGAGGAUAUCUCAGCCGCCAACGAAACUACUUCCGAGGAGGAGGUCGACACUCCCGUCGCCAAGGUUAAAGGAACUCCAGUCGCCGAGACUGAGGACGAUGACAGUGCCACGCCCACCGCCAUUGUCAGGAAGGUUCCAGUCAGUGAAGGGCCUGAGGCUGGUGCACCGGUCCACGAGGCGCCUGUGAUCGAGCAGAACGAGCGCCCCGCCCAGUCAACGCACGCUUCCAAGGAGGAGCACCCUCGCAGCGAGUCGGUGCCGCCCAUGCACAGCCCGACCCUCAUGCCGGGCGGCCUCUCGAUGUCGUCCCUGCCGACUCGUCUCAGCGUCUCUCCUGUGGCGGAGGGAGUGGCCGCGCGCCCCGCGCAGCGCUCAUCGAUCUUUGCUAUGGCCGCAUCGGCCGCAUCUGCUGUCUCGUCUGCUGUCAGCUCGGCCUUCGCCGACGCGUCCGAGACGCUCGAUGAGAUCGACGAGAAGAUCGAGAAGACUGUAAAGGCUGCACCCGCAAUCGCCAACAUUGUCCCCACCGCGACUCCCGGUAAGGCGGCUGCUGUCAACGCCACAGUCGUGCAAACCGGCCGCGAGUCGCGGCAGGGAUCUGUAUUUUCUGCCCGUCGCCGCGGUUCAUCAUCUGACGACGGCGCUUCGAUCUACACCACCCCCAUGACUGACAUGGACGGUGACUAUUUUGACUCGCCGAGCGCGUCGACCACGAGCUUUGAGACGGCCUCGUCCAACGCCACCCUCUCUCCCGAGACCCACACCUCGAUGCUCCCCAGCUAUUCGAACAGUGCGCGCCCGCCCAGCAUCGCCCUGUUCGAUGACUUGCCACAGCCACCCUUCGCCCGGCCCGCGGCCGAGCGUCGCGGCUCUAUGCCAGCCGCUCUGGUCGCGAGUGCGGCACGCAAGCGCGGCGUCUCCUCGCCGAUAAUGGGCUCCUCGGAGCUGCCAUCGGUGACGAUGCCCUCUGCUCUCGGCAUCGGCUCGCGCAGCGGGUCGCGCCAGGGCCAGCGCUCCGCAACUAUGCCUAUCUCUACUUCCGACAUUGCGAACUUCACUCCACCGACCCUCCCCGCCGCCUCUGCCGACGGGCACUCGGAAGAGUCGAGCACUUUCCACCUCGACACGGAGACCAUCACCGACUCGCCCACCGAGAACUUUGCCGCGCUUCCCGAUUCUCCCACCUCUCCGCGUAGCCCGCGCAGCCGCAUGCGCGACGCCAGCAGCAUGUAUGUCGUGCCGUUCAGCCCCGAGAUGGAGGAGCUGCAGCACAACGAGGCGCGCACGCAGACCUCGUCGAACUACGUGCCCUCGUCCGGCGUGCGCGAGCACGUGCGCCGCGCCUCUGGCGGCAUCCGCAACGCCCUCGCCGCAGCGGGGUUUGGCCGUAGCGACGAAGUGCGCACUGUUGUCUCGGGGCAGGCCCAGCCCAUCGUCCCAGAGAUGCGCAAUAGCGUCGCGGUCGACUACUCCUCGCCUGGAGGAAGCAAGCGCGCGUCCGCCGCCCCCGUCGGGCUCGGCAUGUGGACCGCCGACGAGAUUGAGGAGCUCGGGCCUUUUCGUCGCAUAGCUGAAGCCGACACGUCUAUGGAGGAGAGUUGGUCAUCGGGCAGCGACGACCACGAGUCUCCGCGCACACCCCGCACACCAGAGCUCGAUGCCCUUGUCACCCCCUCCGUCCUCCCCGGCCCCGGCACACCAUCGCCCGCCGACAAGGGCCCAAAGCGCACAGGCGCGCCGUUCCGCGCCUUGCACGUCGAUAUGGCCGCCGAGGCCUAGUUUCCCCCAAGGGAUUUAAUGUAUCUUCCGGAUCGCGGCCGGCGCGCCGCUUGUAGUCUUAUCCUACGUACUAUAUACCCCUAUAGCAAAUGAACG